GCUGUCACAAUGGUGGUUGGGGUGCGAUGCAGAAUUAACACUGUCGGCAUAGAAUUACUGAGAGGUACAAUUAAUCAAGAUUCGGCGUUGACGUUGUGGCCUCUGAUUAUUCGAGAGACAUAUGGGAUUGAGGAUUGCGACCUUUACGGUGUAGCCUUAAAUGGAAACUACCGAAUGUUCGUGAAACUGCUGUCAUCACAGGUGUAUGAGGAUCUACUUGCUCAUUAUCAGGAUGUUGCUAUCGAGGUUAACGAGGACAUCCUGGUAAAGAUGGUCGAUGUUUCGAGUCAAUUUACUUAUGUAAAGUUACGUAAUGUGCCUUUCGAGGCAAAUGAAGCUGACCUACGUAGUGUGUUCGGGAAGUUUGGAACUGUACACGUAGCUCAACAAGGCAAGUGGACGGCAGGGGCUUAUGUGGGUUAUCCAGAAGGUAGUUUUAGCCUAAAGAUGACUCUGAGGCAACCUAUACCUUCGUAUGUGUUCUUAGAGGAAUUUAAGACACAAAUACUUGUAACUUACGCUGGCCAACGUAGAACUUGUAGACUGUGUGAUGGUUAUGAUCACAUAGCGGCUGAAUGUGUGCGGCGGAGGACUGGCCAGGGAAUACCAAGGAGUGACAUUUCGAGGCGAGGACCUACAGUGACUGAUCAGAACCGCCAGGAUGGACGUAGGCGUGAUCGGUUGUGGAGUGAGGAAGUGGAGGAAAUGCAACAUGAGGUGGAGCAUGAGGGUGCAGUUCAGCAAUUGAGUGAUGCACGAAGCGGACAAGGACGUACCGAAUGA
This is a messenger RNA of Cherax quadricarinatus, 783 nucleotides long. NCBI's taxonomy places the organism in Eukaryota, Metazoa, Arthropoda, Malacostraca, Decapoda, Parastacidae. The record is from RefSeq and is a predicted model, not a curated record.